AAUAAUCAACAAUUUAUUUCAUUUGAACAAUUAAUUAAAAAUACAUAAUUAAACUCUUUUUUGGAAUGAAAUUCUUUCCUCUUCUUAGUUUUCACGUCUCUGGAACACACAGUCGUAUUCACCGUUCGCCGUCCUUCCUCGUUCUUUCAACUUCUUUAUUUUAUGCCUGGAUUUCUCGCCGUUUCAGUGAGUUUUUGAAUUUUCUAUCAUCCGCCAUCCAUAUUGCUCGGAUUGAUUCACGAGGAAUGGAAAAUCAAAAAUCUGAAAGAGCAAGUGACAAGAUAGGAGUCAACUCGAAUGAAUCAGCUAAUGCUUUAAACCAAGAACUUACAAGCGAAAUAUUAAAAAAAGUGGUACAUAACGAAGAAGAAGCAUAUGACUUGUAUCGAAACUAUGGAUUUUGCAAAGGAUUUAGUGUCAGAAAGGGUAAACAAUCAUAUUACAGUGGGACAAAAAAAAUCAAAACAAAAGAUUACUACUGCUCAAAGGAAGGCUUGAAAUUUGAUGAAGGUACAAGUGAAGCGAGUUAUAGUAAGUUAGACACAAGGACUGGGUGUAAGGCCAUGAUACGCUUUGCUAUUGAUGAACAAGGUAUAUGGAAAGUAAAACGCUUUGUAGAUGAACAUAAUCAUCUAUUCGCUUCACCAACAAAAAGAUAUUUACUAAAAUCUGUACGAUCAGUUUCUCUUUCUAAAGGAGUUGUAUUAAAUUCUAUGGUAAAUGCUGGUAUCCGGACAAUUAAUGCAUAUUCAUAUAUGGCACAAGAAGGUGGAGGUGCUGAAAAUAUUGGGUUCACAAAGAAAGAUUGUUAUAAUUACAUUGAUAUAGAGAAGAACAAAAUGAUCGAAGUUGGAGAUUCUCAAAGUUUGGUUAACCAUUUUAAACGAAAGGCAAGCGAAGAGGGAGAAAUGUUUUAUUGGGAUGUACAACUUGACAAAAUGGGAAGAAUGACAAAUUUUUAUUGGCGAGAUGGUAGAUCAAAAAUUGAUUAUGAUAGUUUUGGUGAUGUGGUAGUCUUUGAUACCACGUAUCGAACAAAUAGAUAUGAAUUAGUAUGUGCGCCGUUUGUGGGGAUGAACCAUCAUUGGAAAAAUGUUAUACAAAACGGUUCAUAA
This is a messenger RNA of Mercurialis annua (annual mercury), 1115 nucleotides long. Its product is annotated as protein FAR1-RELATED SEQUENCE 5-like. The transcript is spliced from 2 exons. The record is from RefSeq and is a predicted model, not a curated record. Lineage: Eukaryota; Viridiplantae; Streptophyta; Magnoliopsida; Malpighiales; Euphorbiaceae. Bases 66 to 1115 code for a protein of 349 amino acids.